AUGUUUGAUGAACUAAAUGCUCUCACUAAAACUCAUACUUGGGACCUGGUGGAAUUGCCUUCUGGGAAGUCUGCAGUUCGAUUAGCUGUUGUGCGUUAUUGGCAAUUGUUUCAGAUGGAUGUCAAAAAUGCAUUCUUGAAUGCUGAUCUUGCUGAGGAAGUUUAUAUGCAUCCUCCACCUGGCUAUGACCAUCCUCCUCACACAGGCUUUGUCCCUAGUGUCUAUGACUCUACACUUUUUCUUCAUACUAAUAGUGCUGGUAUUAUUCUUAUCCUUCUUUAUGUUGAUGACAUGAUCAUUACAGAGGAUGAUCGCUCUAGUUCUGAUGGAUAUUAUCUCUCUCAAGCUAAGUAUGCGUCUGACUUGCUUUCCAAAGCAGGCUUGACAGAUAGCAAAACAUGCAUUUCUCCACUUGAACAUAAUACUCGACUUCUUGCUACUCUGUACAGACAACUGGUCGGUAGUCUCAUCUAUCUCACUGUUACCCGCCCAGACAUUUCCUAUACGGUUCACUUGGUUAGCCAGUUUAUGAGUGCACCUCGCUCUACUCAUUAUGCUGUCGUUCUUCGUAUCUUACGCUAUGUCAAUGGGACUUUGUUUCAUGGCCUUCACUUUUCUUCAUGCUCCUCUCUUGAGCUCCGCUCUUACUUUGACGCUGACUGGGCCGGUGAUCCUACCGAUCGUCGCUCCACCACGGGUUAUUGCUUCUUACUCGGCACCUCUCGAAUUUCUUGGCGUACUAAGAAGCAAACUGUUGUUGUCCGAUCCAGUACUAAGGCUGAGUACCGUGCACUUGCCGAUAUUACAGCUGAACUUUUGUGGUUACGAUGGCUUUUGACAGACAUGGGUGCUCAUUAG
Molecule: messenger RNA, 858 nt
Organism: Alnus glutinosa
Lineage: Eukaryota; Viridiplantae; Streptophyta; Magnoliopsida; Fagales; Betulaceae
Exons: 4
Coding region: 1-858 (285 amino acids)
Source: RefSeq, a predicted model, not a curated record